Messenger RNA from Glycine soja, 1506 nucleotides. RefSeq lists its product as uncharacterized. NCBI's taxonomy places the organism in Eukaryota, Viridiplantae, Streptophyta, Magnoliopsida, Fabales, Fabaceae. The coding region runs from base 1 to 1506 and encodes 501 amino acids. The transcript has a single exon. The record is from RefSeq and is a predicted model, not a curated record.
AUGACGGCAGUCCGUACCGUGACGUAUCAGUUUAAUGUUAAUGGAGUUUACACUAAAAAGAUGGAAGCUAGGAGAGGUCUUAGGCAAGGGGAUCCUAUCUCCCCCUUGCUCUUUGUCGUGAUCAUGGAGUAUUUGCAUAGGAAAUUAAAAGGCCUUAGAGCUAUUCCUAACUUUAAUUUCCACAGCAAAUGCGAAAAGAUUCAGAUUAUAGAUGUGAGCUUUGCGGACGAUCUUCUUCUUUUCUCAAGAGGGGAUGUCAUGUCAGUCAAGCUAGUCAUGGAGAGAUUCAAUGAGUUCUCCCAAUUCACAGGUUUGUUUGUUAACCUGCAUAAAUGUAAAAUUUAUUGUGGUGGGAUGAAUGGGAAUGGUGAAGGCCAACUUGCAGGUAUUACUGGUUUUGCGAAAGGCCCGCUGCCUUUCAGAUACUUAGGGAUCCCGUUGACAAGCCGACAGAUUAACAAUGCUCAGUGUGUGGGGCUGGUGGAUAAAAUCCUUGAUAGGGUAAAUCAUUGGAGUGCCCAUACGCUUAGUUACUCAGGCCGUGUUCAGCUGCUGCGAAGCAUCAUUUUUGCAACUGCAAACUACUGGAUGCAGUGUUUACCGCUUCCUAAGGGUGUGAUUCGUAGAAUAGAGGCUGUCUGCAGGUCUUUUCUCUGGACUGGUAAAAGCUGUGUUACGAAGAAAAGUCCCGUGGCGUGGAAUAAGGUAUGUGCUCCAAAAAAUCAAGGUGGUUUGAAUGUGAUAAAUUUCCAAAGUUGGAACAGGGCGUGCUUAAUCAAACUACUUUGGAAUCUGUAUAAGAAAGAAGAUAGCUUGUGGAUUCAAUGGGUUCAUACAUACUACACUAGAGGAGAAGACAUUAUGACAGUGCCGAUAAAAGCGUCCUGCUCUUGGAUUAUGAAAGGAAUUCUAAAGCAGAGGGUGAAAGUGCAAGAGAUGGCUCAAUGGACAGAUUUGCUCCGGACCAACAGAUUUCGCGUCAACCAGUUUUACUAUGGGCUGUUGGAGCCCCAACCGGUGGUAUCUUGGAGGAAAGUAUUUUUUAACAAUGAAGCUCGGCCUAGAGCCUUGUUUAUUCUAUGGCUAGCUUGUCAUAACAGAUUGGCCACGAAAGAAAGGUUGUAUAGGUUUGGUAUUGUGAAUGAUGCCCGGUGUGCGUUCUGUGAAGAGGUUGAAACGGUUCAACAUCUUCUGUUUGAAUGCGGGGAAAUGUAUGCUAUUUGGAAAAAGGUGUUGGAUUGGCUAAAUGUUGAUCAUGAACCCGCAGGGUGGUUGCAAGAGUUAGAUUGGAUAGAGGAUACGAGCAAAGGAAAGAAUUGGAAGAGUCGUUUCCUAAAAACAUCUUUUGCGGAGACGGUGUAUAGAUGUUGGAAGUAUAGAAAUAAUAAAAUUCAUGAAAAAGUUGACACGACAGAUAUAGCUGAUGAAAUUAUAGGUACAGUAGUGCAUCGACUAUGGAUGAAAAAGAAUUAUAGAGAGCAAAUUGCUCACCUCCUUAUGAUAUAG